GCCAGCAUCUCUUUUUCCGUUGUUUAAUUUGUAAAUAACAAUGGAGUUUGUGAAAAAAUUAACAAUGUUCGAAAAUUUAAUCAUACCGGAGCUCGAUACCUUUGUGAAUCAAAAGAGGGAGACCCUCAGGAAUGGAUACUCAUUGAUUUCGAGUAAUUUUAGAUUUUAUUUGGAAGCGUCGGAACCUUUUUUUUUAGUUUUCGAUGAGAUCGAUUUAAAACAUGUGAAUGCAGCCCCAAUGGAAUGGAAGAAAUGGAAAAUCUUCAUCAUAGCCUGCUGCAGCUUUAUGGGACAUUUGCAUAUAGUAUAUGUGCGAACCAUAACAAGUGGAGUUUUUAAAAUCAGCUCACAUGUUACAAAGGAAGGUGUAGAAAUGGUAUACGAAUCAAUCUCUAAAAGUUCCUCCCUCCAUUCCAAAUUGGCCGGAGCUGUGGCCAAAAAGUGCGCCCCCAAUUUUAAGGCCAUAAGUUUCCUAGAAGGAAAAGGAAUUCCAGUCCUAUGGGACCUAAACCAUUUUCGGAGUACUUUGCUAAAAAGAAAUAACUACAUUGACCAGAUUGCGGCUUGGUUGUGCAUACACAAGCCACUAUUUUCCAAUAAUUUUAAUCAGGUGUUAAUCUUUAUCCGGGUUGUAAUUAAUAACAUUGUUCCGGAAAAGCUCAAAGAUGAAUAUAAAGAGGAGAUUUGGGCAUGUGGACUUACAUCUCUGCGGGAGAAUUGGGGCUCUGCUGGCCAUCGACGUCCAUAAAGGAGGCGAAGAUGGCUUCAAGAAGUUUAAAAAAGACCUUGCCGACCCACUGAAGGCCAUCGAGUUCAUGGCUACGUUGGCCACAGUAAAUGCUCUAAAAAUCAAAAAUGUCUUAAAAAAUUGUUUCGGCGACU
Messenger RNA from Drosophila bipectinata, 882 nucleotides. RefSeq lists its product as uncharacterized. The record is from RefSeq and is a predicted model, not a curated record. Lineage: Eukaryota; Metazoa; Arthropoda; Insecta; Diptera; Drosophilidae.